CAGACGCCCAACAGACCACAGACAUACCCACAGAGCAUCACCCAAUGUAACAUAGGUCAUCAUGAAGCCAUCGGAAGUUACAAUGCAAAUCGCUUGCGAGGCAUCGCUCCACAGCUCGGUGCUGGAGCUCAAGCACGAGCGCAGCGCGCAUUUAGUCGACAUACUCAGCAAAGACGAAGACAUCCGUCGCCUACGAUUUGACUUGCAUAUCCUAGAAGACGACAAUGAUGAGAUACGUGAACUUCUUGCGCAUGAGGAAGAGCGCUCAGACUCCUUCGAGCGGUUGGUUAGCGAAAAUCUCGUGCGUGCGGAAACCACAGAGGCGCAAUUGCAGGUCUUGGAGAUUGAUCUAAGGCGAAGGGAGCAGGAGAUUGCCGGUCUACAAGCGGAGAAGGAAGCUCUGAAGCACAGCACGCAGGAUAUGACGGCGGCGUUGACGGAGAAGCUGGCCUUGACGCGCGAGCUGUCCGUGCUGAGACCGGAGUUGGAGCACCUGAAGGCACAAGCCGCAAAUACGGAAGCGUUGAUGACUGACAAGUUGGCUUUGCAGCGGCAAAUAACAAAUUUGCAGUGCGAAGUUGAGAAUGCGACGCGUGAGGCUCAACGUGCUUUGGCGAAGCGGAGAAACACGGGCGUGGAGAUUGCGCAGGAGCAGGAGAUGGAGGACUUGCGAAGACAGCUGAAGAAGGAGCAGCGAGCACGUCAACGUGCAGAAGAAGCUGCAGACGUCACGCAGAACGAUUUGAGUGUGGAUGAGUUCAAGAAAGAGCUCGCUCGAGAGAAGCGGGCUCGGCAGAAGGCUGAGGAGCAGCUCGAGGAAGCGCAGCAGAAUACGCAAGCGGAAGAUGUGCGUAAAGACUUACUCAGGGAGAAAAAGGCCAAGCAGAAGCUCGAGGAUGCCCUGGAGAGUCUGCAGGCCGAAAUGGAGAAAGAGAAGAAGGCCGCAGCCCGUGCUGCUAAGCGCGCCGACGCCAAUCGGAGCACUGAUGAACAAAGCGCCGAGCUUCGCGAGGAGCUUGCGGAGGCGAAUAAGGCACGCAGUCAUGCUGAGAAAGCUGCGCAAAAGGCCGCUGGUGACUUUGAAGCGCAGAAGGCUACCCUGGAAGACAAGCUCAACCAGUUUCGCAUCAAGCUCCGGUCGACCAAGGAGAAGCUUCAGCAGAUGGAAGCUGAGCUAGCCACCGCGAAGGCGGCCACGGCCACCGCUCCGACGAAGAAGGCAGCCGCCGCAAAGAAUCCCAAGAAGCGCAAUGCUGCGCACAUUGACGCAGAUGCUACCACACUUGGGACGCCAGGUGAUGGCCCAAAAGCCAAGCGCGGUCGGCAGACAGCUGGUCUCGGCGACAAGUCCACAUUCUCGAUCACGCCGUUUCUUAAUAGGACAAUGAGCGCCGCACCAGAAAGUGACAACGAGGAUGACGCCGGAGGGGCUUCACCGGCAGCCAGGAAGACCGACAAGCAACCUCUCGCCGCACAGCCUGCGAGCAAAGCUAAUGCGCAGCCCAAGAAGGCGCCAGCUCAGCGUAAGCCGAAGACCGCACCGGCACUCGAAAUGGUGACGGAGGAGGCCGAGGACGUCCAUUCGCUUGGUCAGGAAAAUGCCAACAAGCCCGCAGCGAAGGAGACCGGCAUGAAGAUCAAGACAAAGAUCGCCGACGGGCCGACAGACGCAGACGGCGCGAAGAAGAAGCCCAAGAUCCGCAAAAGCAUCCAUGAAUUCGCCACAUUCAACGCGGAGCCGGAGGUGAAGAAGAAGCGUAAGCUAGGCGGACUGGGCAAGACGCUGUUUGACGAGGAAGAAGAGGCGGCGCCUCAAAAGGGUCUGCCGUCGCGGCCACUGUUUGGUUCGAAAACGUUCGGUGUUGGUGCGCUUGGUGCAAAGAAGAGCGGUUUGGGGUCGUCGAGGAUGGGCUCGACGCUGUUGACGGCGUUGGACGGGAGUGGGUUCCAGUUUUCGCCGUUGAAGAGGUCGAGGAAGAACCUUGAUGAUACGCUGAGAGGAUGAGGCUGCAUCCUUCGUUUUGCGCGGGUGGUGUUGGCGAUGCCGAGCUCUUAUGACAUCGUAAUCUGAUGACCGCUCAGCUGGCGUGUUGUCGGCUUAUCGUUCAUAUUGUUGAUUAGGCUCAUCCUGCGCCAAAUACAUCCUCCUUCCCUACGCCGGCUUUCCGUCUCAGGCCAACGAAGUAUGCUUCCUUACUCUCCUUGCGCGAAGAAUCCGGUUUAAUCCUGUGGACUUUGUCGAAUAGCUUCUUCAGCUUGAGCUCGAAGGCAUGAUCUUCUGCGCCCUGAUAGAACUUGCAGAGAAAGUGUCCGCCGGUGGCGAGCGUCUCAUAGCAGAAAUCCAGCGCGGCGAGGCAGAGAUCCUUGUCACGGAGUGUUAGCCAAGUAUGUCCGACAGACCUGAGGAGCGGAUGUUAUACACACCAUACUGCCUGCGUGAUCGCGAAACGCCAUGCCGCUCGUGUUCAUCAUCC
Messenger RNA from Baudoinia panamericana UAMH 10762, 2474 nucleotides. RefSeq lists its product as uncharacterized. The record is from RefSeq and is a predicted model, not a curated record. The transcript has a single exon. Bases 62 to 2005 code for a protein of 647 amino acids. NCBI's taxonomy places the organism in Eukaryota, Fungi, Ascomycota, Dothideomycetes, Mycosphaerellales, Teratosphaeriaceae.